This is a messenger RNA of Apis florea (little honeybee), 748 nucleotides long. RefSeq lists its product as uncharacterized. NCBI's taxonomy places the organism in Eukaryota, Metazoa, Arthropoda, Insecta, Hymenoptera, Apidae. Gene Ontology annotation, cellular component: nucleus; CAF-1 complex. The record is from RefSeq and is a predicted model, not a curated record. Gene Ontology annotation, biological process: nucleosome assembly.
AUAUCUUUUUCUGUUUCAGGACAAACUGUUGACCAAGCUCGAGAAAAACGAGCCGGAAUUAGCCUCCUCUCAAGAAGACGAGUGCGUGAUCUGUGUGAAUGCCAGAGCCACGAUGCAAACUGCUCCGUGUGGUCAUCGGGUCGUUUGCAGGCGUUGCUUCGUCAAGACGAUACAAAUGGCCGUGUCGCAGAGGCUUUUACCAUUGAGAUGCGUGAUAUGCAGAGCGAAGAUUCUACGUUUGAAACAAACCCUCAUCCCACGGGACUACUCGAUGUCGGGAAAGUCGUGGGUUCUGCCGCAAAGCGCCUCGGAGUACAAUAUGGGGGCAGGGGUGCCCGUUGGGGUGACCGGACCCGGCGGAAGGUGGGUGGCCGGAAGCGUCCCAGCCUCCGCCUCCCUCUACUCUAUGGCAAGCGGUUCAUCCUCUAUUUCCGGGGUGUCUUCCGUGUCUUCCUCGAGUUCGUCGUCCGCGAGUAGCACGGCAAGUUCCAAUCUGGGGAAACCUACGAGGGUGAGGCAACCUUCGGGCGCGACUUUGAGACGCUCGCAGACGCAAUCUAUGAAGAUGAGAAUUCAGGAGUAUCAAGAUCCGGUUCAACAGGUCGCCGAGGAGGAAGAGGUGAUGAGGGAAAAUCGUAGGUUGCCGCCUAUCAAGGAAUUCCAAAGAGAUUAUCGCGCGGGGAAAGCAUCGACUAGGAUAAGGUGGUAAAUUAAAUUGGAUUUUUCUUUUCUUUCUCUCUCUCUCUCU